Ictalurus punctatus (channel catfish) is the source of this 6307-nucleotide messenger RNA. It is a transcript of the gene rbms3, whose product is annotated as RNA binding motif, single stranded interacting protein. The transcript is spliced from 14 exons. Lineage: Eukaryota; Metazoa; Chordata; Actinopteri; Siluriformes; Ictaluridae. Gene Ontology annotation, cellular component: nucleus; ribonucleoprotein complex; cytosol. Bases 1020 to 2270 code for a protein of 416 amino acids. Gene Ontology annotation, molecular function: poly(U) RNA binding; mRNA 3'-UTR binding; poly(A) binding. The record is from RefSeq and is a predicted model, not a curated record.
GCUGCAUCCUGCCUCUAGUCCCGCCUUCCAGGAGGAGGAGGAUCGUAGUGCCGCCUGAGCUGAGCCCUCACUCCUCACCACAGUGUGGAGCACCCAGCCGCACACUCACGCAUACACACACACACACACACACACACAUACACACACAUACACUCACACACACAGGCACAAUUACUUCCACUUGCGCAUUCACACUCGCACAGGCAAGUGGGAAGACAAGGAGGCAGCGGAAAAAGAAGGUAUCAGCCAGACGCUGGAGAGAAAGAGCACUGUUUGAUCUGUGGACUUGUGUCUGGGUUCAGGAUAGUACUGGAUUUCCCUUUUAGUGGAGUUUGUGCUGCCUCCCCUGGUGCUCCAAGCCGGACUCCUUGUGAGCUCCUUGUUCCCAGGGAUGGUUUUGGUCUCACUGACUGUGAUCAGAUUCAGCUCUCUCAGCACAGCUACAUCAUCCAUCUGUAUCGCUUCUUUGUGUAUCAGCCAGAGCAGGACACAUCGGAACAGACUGUCUCGGAAUAUCUGACAGCCUUGGGAGAGAUCUGACAUAGUGCAGACACAAGGGAACGAAAAACUACAGCGACGGAGACAAAGUCGAGGCAUGACCUGGAGACAAGGAGCUCGAUUUCCAUAAGAAGUGAUAUCUGCCACCCCCUCCUUGCUCCUUCUUCUUCCAUCGCCUCUUUCCCUUCUUUUCAUUACCACUGCUCCUUCUCUUUCUGCACAAGACCUCUCCUUCCCUGCCUCGCUGUUCUCCCUUCAUCGUCUUGUCCGAUCUCCUGUAGGAAGAGCAGGAGGAGAGUGCGGCUCGUACACUGAGAGCACAACUCCCACACAGUGACAGACAUAAGGACAGCCGGAGGUCCCGUGGCACUCCCCUUCACUCUCUCACACACUCUCCAUCCUCUUUUCACUGCCUUUUCUGCACGGAUCUAGCCUCUGGCCCAACAAGCAGAGGCAUUCAGAGUUUUGGAGCGAGCACACAAGUCUCAGUAUCCUGCCACGGCCAGAAGGAUUCCAGCUACAUGGGCAAACGUUUGGAACAGCAACCAAUGUACCCCCAGUACACCUACUACUACCCUCACUAUCUCCAGACUAAGUCCUAUGCCCCUCCCCCUCCUCCAAUGGCUCCACCCAGUCCCAGCACCAACAGCAGCAGCCAGAGUGCAGUGGAGCAGCUCAGUAAAACCAACCUGUACAUCCGUGGCCUCCCUCCUGGCACCACCGACCAGGACCUCAUCAAACUCUGCCAACCGUAUGGGAAAAUAGUGUCAACAAAGGCAAUCCUCGAUAAAAACACCAACCAGUGCAAAGGUUAUGGCUUUGUGGAUUUUGACAGUCCUGCUGCAGCACAGAAAGCCGUGGCGUCACUGAAGGCUAAUGGAGUGCAGGCCCAGAUGGCCAAGCAACAGGAGCAGGAUCCCACUAACCUGUACAUCUCCAACCUGCCGGUGUCCAUGGAUGAGCAGGAGCUGGAGAACAUGCUCAAGCCCUUUGGCCAUGUCAUCUCCACUCGGAUACUACGGGAUGCCAGUGGAGUCAGCCGGGGAGUUGGCUUUGCCAGGAUGGAGUCCACUGAGAAAUGUGAUGUGGUGAUUCAGCAUUUCAACGGCAAGUUCCUCAAAACCCCUCCAGGAGUGCCAGCCCCCACAGAGCCACUGCUGUGUAAGUUUGCAGAUGGGGGACAGAAGAAGCGACAGAGCCAGAGCAAGUAUCCUCAGAAUGGCAGACCGUGGCCUCGGGAAGGAGAGAGUGGCAUGGCGUUACCCUACGACCCUGCCGCAAUGCAGAAUGGGUUCUACUCUUCUCCAUACAGUAUCUCCACCAACCGCAUGAUCGCCCAGACAUCAAUCACACCAUUCAUCGCUGCAUCUCCGGUUUCCACAUAUCAGGUGCAGAGUACGUCCUGGAUGCCUCACCAGCAGUAUGUUAUGCAACCUACUGGUGCUGUGAUUACGCCAGCCAUGGACCACACCAUAUCCAUGCAGCCAGCUAACAUGAUGGGGCCCCUCGCCCAGCAGAUGAACCAUCUAUCCCUUGGCACCACUGGCACUUACAUGACAGCGGCAGCUGCUGCGGCUCCUAUGCAGGGAACCUACAUUCCCCAGUACACUGCGGUGCCUGCCUCAGCCAUCUCAGUGGAGGGUGUGGUGACAGAGGCUUCUCCGCAGAGUGUUCCUCCCUCUUCCCAGGAUGCCAGCGGGCAGCAGCAGCCUCUCUGUGUGGACGGCACAGCCGAUCACGCACCCACCUACUCCUACCAGCCUGCUAAAUAACAAGAGGAGGAGGAGGGGGUGUUUGGGUGACUGCGUUGCCUUGAGAUUGGGGGACUGUGCUGAGGACAAAAAGAAAGACUGAGCAGAAGAUGUUUGGGUCCACCUUUGCACAAGCACCAAACAAAAGAGAGAAUUUAUCAGACAUCUGCACAGAGCAAGAGAAGCCGGUGAAAGCCUACAUCAUGGUCAUAGAGGAGAGAGAUAUGCAGUCGUGGAGUUAGAGUUUAAUGGAUAUCUACAAAUUUACAAGACAUUUUUCUUCAUGAAGUGUUGAAUUUCAAGUACAAAGUACAAAGUUUUCCAGUUCUUUUCUGAAUGUGCAGGUAGGUCUUCAGCUAUGGUGAGUUUUCUAUUAGAGGAAGCAUGAGCGAGAGAGAGAGAGAGAGAGAGAGAGAGAGAGAGAGAGAGAGAGAGAGAGAGAGAGAGAGAGAGAGAGAGAGAAUAAGAGAAAAAAAGAAGUCUUCCUCAAAUUCUAAGCUACUUUUACUUUGGAUUUUUUUUUAUGUUAUAUUUUAGUUUUCUAGAGAAUAUCAAUGUUUAUCAUCUUUGUUGCCUUAAUUUUGAGAAACGUCUAAGACUUUUCCCAAACUGAACGUCUUGUUGCAAAAAAACAAAACAACAAAAAAAAAUACAAAACAAUUAAAGAAACAAAAACAAAAAAAAAAACAAACAAACAAAAAAAAAGCUGUCUGAAAGAACAAAUGGAGCGGGGGCUUAUCAUAUUACCUGUACAGAGGAAUGAGAAAGGUCUUGUGAAGACAUUUUAAAAUAUCAGUGGCGACUUUGUGUUUAAAAGAAAGGACAGUCAAACUAUAGUGAUGUGUUUAAAGAGAGUUGCAUUUUUUUAGCAAAAAAAAGGGAAAAAAAAAAGAAAAUGUUAAAUCACUGCAUCCUGGGAAAUGCAGUUUAUUGUGUAGUGGAGAUCAUUUUUAAUGGCAUUAUUGUUUUUAUCUGCAAUAUUUUUAUGAGCUUUAAGGUGUUUUCAGCCUGCUUUGCUUGUUUCAUUGCAAAAAAAAAAAAAAAAAAAAUCAAAAACUAAAACCAGGAAAAAAAAAUACUGGCAGUGCAAAAGUACGUAGAUAGGAGCUUUUGAAUUAAAAUAAAGCAAAUGUGUGCAAAAAGCAAUAGUAAUAGGAAAUUGUUGACAAUUUCUUUAGUCUUUCUUAGCUGUGGAUCAAAUGCAGCCCAUGGAUGGCAUAUUUUAUACCAAAGAUGAAGAAACCCCGUAGAGACAGUGGAGUAGAUUUUUUUUUUCUUUCUACUUGAUUUUUUUUUUUUUUUUUUUGCCUUCUUGUUCUAGUCUCUGUGUCUCAUAAGUAUUUGUUUGACCUUGAUGGUCAGACCAGUACUUACAUUUGGGGUGGGUUCUGGGGUUAAACAUACUUCCUCUGCUGCAGCUUUCCUACCAAUCACUCAGACGGAGAAAGGGCAGUACUCCUAGAUUGCAUGCGUUGUAUUGACUGUGGUGUCUCCCCAGCAGAUGGCAUUAGAGAAGCUGUAAAAAAAAAAAAAAAAAAGAAAAGAAAAAAGGAAAGUUCUCUGACUCUCAGCUCUGUACAUCACUGUUACAACACCCACGGGUCACUGACUCAAUGUCUCAGUGUUACAUAUUCACCACGGCUCCUCCAAUUCAGCUUUUUUUCUGAAACAACAAGCUUUCAGGAAACGUUUUAAGGGUUUCACGUCCUCAGUGUUACAAACAUGUCAUGCCAAAAUUCUAGUAGUCACGUGUGUGUAUUUAAACUCUUUUGCAGUUUGCUACCUCAGUCUUAAGCAGUUCUACUGGGAAGAAACAGGAAGCUAAAUGUGUUAUGGAAAUGGUAUGGAAUGCAUACUGGGAGUGAACUACCUGACAGGCCACAUGAUAAAGCUCAAUAGAAUUUGUUCUCGUGCCAUAGUGUUUCCUGGAUAUGCGUCCCACUUUACAAAAUGUUCACACUCGCAUCUGUUGAUAACCCCAGUUCUGUUGAAGCUAAUCAGCUACCAUGAAAAAGAAGGUGAUUUUUUUUUUUUCUUAAAUGUGGGAUCAGGUGGUUACUCCAGUGCCUUGUUAAAAAAAAUAAUAAUAAUAAUUUAAAAAAAAUUAAAAAGCAAUGAAGAGCUAAAUCUAAAUAAGAGUCAGAUGUUCCAGGCAAGACAUGCUAACUGUUUAGACCACACAUGCUAGUUCUCACCUCAUUCUUAGCAAAGCAGUUUGCAAGGAAAUCUAAAACAUAGGAGUCGGAAAGAUCAUGUUUAGCUGUUCUACAUAAAUUCACUAAUGAUCAAUAACUAUUUUUUGCUCAACAUGAAGUUUAAAUACACAUAGUGACAUUUCUGCUGUUAGUGAUGUGCUUUGUCUGCUACACAUUGUUCAUUCAUAGCUUCAUGGUUAGUUAUUUUGAGUGUUUUUCUAACAUACCCUACUCCAUAAUGAUGCUGAAAAUUCAAGGAAGUCUUUUCAAGACCCCUUAAUUCUGAAUCGAGAACUUGAGAUACUGUAUUUGCUGCACCAACUCAAUGCUAGUAGUUUUUUCUGCAUGAAUAGUUUGUUGAGCCUCAUCUCUCAUCUUCACAAAGGGCAUCUCUGGGUGCUAACCAGUUUCCUCCUCAGAACGUACUGGCUAACAUCCUAUACAAAUGAGCCACUACAAAGCUGGUGACUUGUACUGAAGAUUCUUCUGUGUUCCCUUUUAUAUGUUGCUAAAGCAAACUGGUAGCUGCUGAUACCAUAGAAUUAGAUUUCUACUGCCAUGAAUGAAACAUUCUCUCACGGUGAUGUAAUUAAACUAUGUGGAUGCUAGGGUGUGGGUGUGGAUGGAGGGGGAGACGGGGGGGGGACUUUCUUCUUUUUGUCUUUGGAAUAAUGAAUAUAAUGGAACAGGUGUGAUGACUAUGAAACCAUCUCUGCCACGUGUCCAGAUGAAUAGGCUACAGUGUGUAACCAAUCAAGGAAAGCUCUGUAACAGGAUAGAGGUCGAGCUUGCUAGACAUUUCCAUUUCUCUCAAUGAAACAAACCUGUUUCUUUUUCUACUGUCUUUUUGGAGCAUUCAUUUUUAUCAUGUAAUUGCUGCUAAAAAGCAUUCAGUAUUGGAGGGCUGCAGUGGCAGAUGGGAAGCGAUUAAAAGACUGACUGCUGCUUUGAUAAGGACCACAGUGCUAGCAGAGCAGCUACAUUCACACCAUGGAAAGGGUCCAAAGGGUCCAUAGCAGAGUAUACUGUAUACACUACAGAUACAGAGGGAGCUGCUCUAAACGGUGGACUUAAACUCACGUUUUGUUGCUGUGUUACAGCGUACAGUAAGUAAACUGUGCUCUUCCAUUCCUAAUGGGAUUUUCACACUGUAAAAUCCAACAGCGAAUUAAACUGUUCACCUACUGCAAAAAAAGGUCACACUCAUUCUGAGCUGCAAUUGAGAUGAUAGAACAUAAAAGUGGAAUAUUCCAUAAUGCCUAAAUUAAUCCCUAAACCAUAAUAAAUACUUGACUUUAUAGGAAAAAUGCCAAGUUGUUUAUUGAGGUGUUUUGUCCUUAGGAUAAAUUAAGUAAUAAACUCAUUGCUGGGUUUUACAGUGCAAUGAACUUGACACCUUAACACUACAAAUCAUAGCACUACAUAUUUCAUUGGCUGUUAAGAUUCCCACAUUGUGUUUUCACAUCUAAUUGGCUGUCAAAUAUAAAGUAAGAAACUUUUCUGACCAGUCAAGAGCUGCGGCUUUAAAACAGGGAAGGUCAUGUUGUGUCAACAGAGAAGCUAUUCACUACGAUCUACCAAAUUUGGCAAAACCUCUGUGAGAAAUUAACUUAUUUGAGAGGAAAUGGAAAAAUAUUUAUGGAAAUCUUUUUUUUAACUGUACAUGUGUUGAUGAAAAGAUUAUGAAAGUGAAGCAAUUCUAGGAUGCUAUUUUUUUUCAUGCUGCACAUUCAUGCCUCCCGUGUGUCCGAGUAGUGAUCCUGAGAGUUUCUGUAAAUCAGUGGAUGUUGAGUUUAAACUUCUGUUUAUUAUUAUGAAUUAUUAUUUCAAUGAAGCUUUCAAUAAAAAAAGGUCAAAAUCUCA